AUGGGCAGGACUCUGGAUGGUAACUCCCCACCUCAGAGGAAGGAUGUGGACCAUAAUUUCUUCCUCCUCUUCAGCGUGAUAGAUGAGAACCUUAGCUGGUACCUCGACGACAACAUUGCUGCUUACUGUUCUGAUCCCACCUCAGUGGACAAAGAAGAUGAAGACUUUCAAGAAAGCAAUAGGAUGCAUGCAAUCAAUGGGUUUGUCUUUGGGAACUUACCAGAGUUGAACAUGUGUGCGCAGAAACAUGUAGCCUGGCACCUGUUUGGCAUGGGCAAUGAAAUAGAUGUCCACACAGCUUUCUUCCACGGACAGCUACUGACCGUCCGUGGACACCGCACUGAUGUUGCUCACAUUUUUCCAGCCACCUUUGUGACUGCUGAGAUGGUGCCCCAGAAAUCUGGAACCUGGUUAAUUAGCUGUGAAGUGAACAGCCACUUGAAAAGUAAGGUCUAG
Microtus ochrogaster (prairie vole) is the source of this 456-nucleotide messenger RNA. It is a transcript of the gene Heph, whose product is annotated as hephaestin-like. Gene Ontology annotation, molecular function: copper ion binding; ferroxidase activity. The record is from RefSeq and is a predicted model, not a curated record. Gene Ontology annotation, biological process: iron ion transport. Gene Ontology annotation, cellular component: plasma membrane. Lineage: Eukaryota; Metazoa; Chordata; Mammalia; Rodentia; Cricetidae. The transcript is spliced from 3 exons. Bases 1 to 456 code for a protein of 151 amino acids.